Morchella importuna is the source of this 261-nucleotide messenger RNA. RefSeq lists its product as uncharacterized. The record is from RefSeq and is a predicted model, not a curated record. NCBI's taxonomy places the organism in Eukaryota, Fungi, Ascomycota, Pezizomycetes, Pezizales, Morchellaceae. Bases 1 to 261 code for a protein of 86 amino acids. The transcript is spliced from 3 exons.
AUGGUUUCCUUCAGUACCCUCAUCCUUCUCCCUACCCUUUUCCUCGGCUCCGCCCUCGCAGGAAUGAACUGUAAAUGCCAAGACUCCCGCGGCCAGUUCAACGAAGCCACUAGGACUUGCUGUAGCAGGCAGAGUAACCCCUUGACGUACUUCCCCGGACCGAACAAUCAGUGCGCGAACCCCGCAAAUGGGAUUGAUAGCGGUGCUUUUGAGACUUGCUGCAAAUCAUUGGGCGUCGAAGCUGCUUACUGCUGGGUUUAG